Molecule: messenger RNA, 2095 nt
Organism: Salvia miltiorrhiza (redroot sage)
Lineage: Eukaryota; Viridiplantae; Streptophyta; Magnoliopsida; Lamiales; Lamiaceae
Product: receptor-like protein 9DC3
Exons: 3
Coding region: 1148-1939 (263 amino acids)
Molecular function (GO): protein binding
Source: RefSeq, a predicted model, not a curated record
GACAUGAGUUACAACAAUCUUAGUGAACCAUUUCCAAGACAAAUUUGGAACAUCACAACUCUCCGUAAACUACACCUUCGUGAUGCCUCUUUAAAUGGUAUAAUACCAUCCACCAUUGAGAAUCUAUCAAAUCUGCAGUGGCUAGAGCUCUCUUCCAACCAAUUAAAUGGUGAUUUGUUAAACAUUAUUUUCCCUUUUUUUCUUUCAAGUGCGAGUUCAGAUAAUAGACAAAUUUUGCUAUUUCCUUCGUCAUUGCAUGAACUGUAUGAAAUAGAACAUGAUUGAUAUAAACUUUUAGAAACUAUCAUAUGUUUCUAAUUUAGUUUUUUUUAGCUUGCUGGCUUCUUCUCAUAUAAUUAAUUUGUGCUUAAUUAUUUAAAUACUCUAAACAAUUGUUGAAUUUUCUGUUUCCGGCCAUACUGGAUCUUCUAUUUUCUCAAUGUUACCAAAUGAUUUAUUAAAUUAUGAUGUUGUGGAGUAUACGUGGUGUGUAUAGGUGCUAUAGGAAUAGAAGAUGUAAUAAGAUUUGUAACAAAAGAUCCUCUAAUAAUACUUCACUGUAUGUUUUCAAGUAAUUGCUCUUAAAUUUAUUAUGCUCUAUCUUUAAAUUGAUUUGUGUGAAGGGUUCUCCAAUUUUCAGGUCCAAUACCAUCUACCAUUGGAAAUCUAUCAAAUUUGAUUAUUUUAUCGCUCUCUUCCAACAAAUUAAACGGUCCAAUACCAUCCACCAUUGGCAAUCUAACAAAUAUGAUUACUUUAUCGCUCUCUUCCAACAAAUUAAAUGGUGAGCUUCCAUCCUCCAUCUGCAACUUGACAUCCCUUGAUGUUCUUCUUCUCUCAAAUAACAGUUUGAAAGGGACAAUUCCACAGUGCUUUCAAAACUUCCAAUCUUUGCUCAUCUUUCAUUUAAAUGCAAAUCACUUUAGUGGCCUCAUUCCAUCAAUAUUCAUAAAAGGGUGUAGUCUUAUCUCCAUCAGUUUGAGUGGUAAUAAAUUGCAAGGAAGACUACCUAAAUCCUUAAUCAAUUGCAAAAGUCUUAAGAGCCUCGAUGUCGGAAAUAAUAGAAUACUAGACAAAUUUCCAUUUUGGAUGGAAGCUUCCUCAGCUUCGAGUGCUAGUUUUGAAGUCUAACAAAUUUGAUGGCAACAUGUCGUUGCCUUCACAAAGCUACCUUUCGUUUCCCAAGUUGCAAGUUUUAGAUAUAUCGAGGAAUGCAUUUGGGGGAUCUCUACCUCAAAGAUAUUUCAAGAAUUUUAAAGCAAUGAUGGGUGUGAAGGAAAAUCAAACUGAAACAGACAAUUAUGAGGAUUUGAACUUUGUAGCUUACAUGGAGAUGACCAUCACCUUGAAAGGUAAUCUUACAAUCAUUGAUUUAUCCUCCAACAAUUUCUUUGGGACUAUUCCAGAUUCCAUAGGUAAUCUUAAUUCUCUGAGAUACUUGAAUUUGUCCCACAAUAAUCUCAUGGGACACAUACCUGCAUCUCUUGGAAAUAUAAAUGUGCUUGAAUCAUUGGACUUGUCAUCGAACAAAUUGAAUGGAGGAAUUCCAAGUGAAUUGACAAUGUUGACAUUUCUUGUGAAAUUAAACCUUUCAAUGAAUGAUCUCGUGGGGCUAAUACCCCAAUCUAACCAGUUCUCCACCUUUGAUAAUGAUUCAUACAUGGGAAACUUGAGAUUGUGUGGAGUUCCAUUGACUAGAAAAUGCAAUGAGGAGAAGGGCCACUGGAUGCAGCCAGAAGAAGACGACGAUGACUAUGGAUUUGGUUGGAGAAGUGUGGUGAUGGGAUAUGGAAGUGGAUUCAUGGCUGGGAUUGGAAUUGGUUACAUUAUUAUUAGAAAUGGCAGGCCAAGAUGGUUAGUGAAAUUCUUUUUUGGCGUUGGAUAUAAUAAGAAGAAAAAGAGACUCAAUAGAGUAACACCAACAGAGAGGAGGAGUUGAUACUUUGUUUUGAAGAUGGUUAUUUUAAUCUUUGUGUCUUACUUUUUCUUUCUUUCUUGUUUCUCUUCAUUUUAAUUGUUUCUCUCUUUCUCUUUUAUCUUUUUGAAUUAGGUCGACUUACAUGCUACCACUUUCUGAAACAAAUUAAGUUGUUAA